Messenger RNA from Rodentolepis nana, 228 nucleotides. The record is from the annotation of a GenBank genome assembly. Lineage: Eukaryota; Metazoa; Platyhelminthes; Cestoda; Cyclophyllidea; Hymenolepididae.
AUGCAGAGGAUGUUUGUGGAUAAAUGUCUUUCUCCCCCGCCUGUUCCCACGGGAUCAGAGUCCAUGGCAAGCAUCUUUGGAUGCAACAACGACCCACCGCCUUCACCACCCAUUAGAUCUGCUAAUAAAUUCGGCAGCGGUACUGGAGAAAUACUCAUGAGGAUGGGAAGACGUGUUAGUCAGGCUUUAAAUCUCCGUUCGGUUUAUAACAAAGUCGCUGAGGAGUAA